Molecule: messenger RNA, 942 nt
Organism: Scheffersomyces amazonensis
Lineage: Eukaryota; Fungi; Ascomycota; Pichiomycetes; Serinales; Debaryomycetaceae
Exons: 1
Coding region: 1-942 (313 amino acids)
Source: RefSeq, a predicted model, not a curated record
AUGUCAUUAAACGGGAUUAUUAAACAUGUUCAGAAGAAAGGGCAGUCUCCGAGGGUUCAGUCGCCGGGAGUAGCGAAGCCAGUACUUAAAUCCGUAAAAAGUACAACCACAACAACAAGCACAAGCAGCAUAACUAAGAAUCCAUCUCCAACCAUAAGAGCACAGAGUGAUCCAGGAAGUGUGAAACCAAAGAAGCUCAAAUUUAAUGAGUUAAUGAAGAAAGCCACUAAAGUGGAUCAAACAAAACUAUCCAUUGCCAUCAAAUCUAGAUCAAAAUCUCCAGAGGGAGCUUUGAAUAAAGCAGGACCAUUACGGUCGAAGGAGUCCCUGCGAACGAAUUCUCCCUUACCUCCACCUAAGGUGAAAGUUCCACUAAAUUCUGCAAGGAGUGUUAAUCCUCAACCAAAGAAAAUAGCUAGUCAAAAAGUCAUGCAACCACCUAGAACCAUUAAAUCAUCAGUAGUUAAGAAGAGUUCACCAAUACCACUUCGGAAACCUUCUGAAGAACUUAAGAAGAAAGCAAAUAUUAAAGCUCCUUUACCACCACGAGGUCCUUCGGCAAAACUUCAAGAAGUUCUAAAGUCAAAGAAUAAGCUAUCAAGUACAAAUAAUAAGAAUCCAUAUAAGGCAUCUUCAAGGCCACAAAAAGAAGAUGACUCUGAUUUGGAUUCCUUUAUAGCAUCUGAUGAAGAGGAGGAAGAACCCACAAGAUCAAAAGAUAGAGGUUAUGAUCGAGAAGAAAUAUGGGCUAUAUUUAACAGAGGAAAGAAGAGAUCGUAUGAUUAUUAUGACUCCGAUUCAGAUGAUAUGGAAGCUACUGGUGCUGAUAUUUUAGAGGAGGAAUCGAGAUCGAGACGGACGGCUGAACUUGAAGACAGAAGAGAAUUGGAAGAAGAAAAGAGAUUAGCGGCUCUUAAAAAGGCUAGAAAAAUAAAGAAAUAA